AGAAACAUCUCCAGAUUCUUUGAGCUACAAAGAAAGCAAUGCUAUAGUGAUAUCGAACCGGGAUGCUUCAAAAUAGUCGAACCAGGGAGUGCAACUGUGGCCAAGAUGGACGCAUCCUUGCCGAGAUGGCCUCUUUCUUGUUCUUCGACUCCGAUUCUUCUUUCACACUGCGUGGCCACAAAGACAAGGAAUGACGGACACAGAAUCGGGAUUCAUUCAAGGUCUCCGUCUAUUCCAUCCCCUUUGAGAACUCCAUGUUCCUAUGAUAUACUGCGACCGUCACAACUAUUCCCGGAAAAAAACAGAAUGAUCAUGGGUUUGCUCAUUGGAUGUUUCACUGACCAUCUCCUGCCUUUUAUCUAUGUUCAUCCCGACGAAAACAAUCCUGGUGUGCAUCGCACUGCUGGUGUACCUCGAGAACACUAACCUGGCCAGCAGCAUAACUAUCAACAACAAUAAGGAAGCGCCGGUCAGAUACCUCAGACAGCCUCAUGUCUCUCAACAGCUUAUCCAUAGAGACUGGCACAAGCGGAUGCUUUGUGCCGUUGAG
This is a messenger RNA of Aspergillus ibericus CBS 121593, 550 nucleotides long. RefSeq lists its product as uncharacterized. The transcript is spliced from 2 exons. Lineage: Eukaryota; Fungi; Ascomycota; Eurotiomycetes; Eurotiales; Aspergillaceae. Bases 106 to 426 code for a protein of 106 amino acids. The record is from RefSeq and is a predicted model, not a curated record.